Messenger RNA from Phlebotomus argentipes, 1423 nucleotides. RefSeq names its product 28S rRNA (cytosine-C(5))-methyltransferase-like. Gene Ontology annotation, cellular component: nucleolus. NCBI's taxonomy places the organism in Eukaryota, Metazoa, Arthropoda, Insecta, Diptera, Psychodidae. Gene Ontology annotation, biological process: rRNA base methylation. The coding region runs from base 104 to 1420 and encodes 438 amino acids. Gene Ontology annotation, molecular function: methyltransferase activity. The record is from RefSeq and is a predicted model, not a curated record. The transcript is spliced from 3 exons.
GCGGCAAACUUCAGACCGUUGGCAAGUAAACAAGAAACGUGGUUUCUGGGUGUUUUGAUUCUGGUUUUACUAGAGAGAUUGCACGGGAAAUCAGCGGGAAAUCAUGGUGUUCAAUCAUUCUGUGAAAGUUCCGACGCAGUACAAAGUGGCCAGUAAGAUUCUUCAGAAAUAUGAGGAAGAGGGAGCGUCAAUGAGGAGUAUGAUUUAUGAACAGAAACACGCGCGCAUAAAUCGACUCUGUGGGCUGAUUACAAAGAUCUUGCAGCAAAAGCCCACACUGGACGCAGUGAUUCAACGUAGUGAAAUUAUGGAAAAGGAGCAGCGCUUGAAUCCCUUCCUCUGCAAGAUUCUUGUGGCGGAAUUGCUAAUCGGUUGCGGAAAGCUGAAUGGCAAUUCUAAGCCCGUGCAGACUGUGCUGUCGUAUGAGAAGAAGCUGCGCAAAUUGUACAAGAAAGAGACCGAAGGCAAGGAAGAGAUAGUCAGCGCCCCCGCGGAAGAAUUGCAGCUUCCACGCUACAUCCGGAUAAACACACUGAAGGUGAAGGCACGAGAGAUCCUCGAGAUCUUGAGCAUGGAGGAGGGCUGGAGACAGCUGCCGGCUGCUGCUUCGUACACCGAAUACCUGGAAACUGUUCAGAACUUGCAGAACAGAGAAUUCAUUGAGGAUUUCCAUGUGGUGAACCUCUUCGCGUUUCCUCCCAAUUCGCGAAGAUAUUGGGCCACGCAUCGCCUUGUAGAGGACGCCAGUGUUGUGCUGCAGAACAAAUCAUCUUGCUUGGCGCCUCUGCUCCUGGCGCCCUCGAGAAAGUCUCGAGUGUUCGAUAUGUGCGCAGCUCCUGGCCUGAAGACCAUCCAAAUGGCUGAGAUGAUGAAGAACAAGGGCGUGAUUUAUGCCGCUGAGAAUCACGACAGGCGAUACAGCACUCUUCAGCAGUUCGCCUCGAAUUCCGGUAGCACAAUAGUCCAGCCACUCUUCAUGGACAGUCUCGCUGUUUUCGACAACGACGUGCCUGGAACCGAGUACAUCUUACUGGAUCCUUCUUGUUCCGGCAGUGGCGUUCUGCAGCAGAUCCAGACGCGUGAGCGCACGGAAUACGAUAAAGACCGAAUCGAGAGACUGUCGAGACUGCAGCUGAAGCUUCUCUGCCACGCCAUGAAGAACUUCCCGGCGGUGAAGAGGAUUGUCUACUCCACGUGCUCAAUGAAUAUCCAGGAGAAUGAAAUGGUCGUUCAGCAGGCGCUCAAGCAGUUCAAGAACUUCAGAAUAAAGUGUCCUCUGGAGCAGCUGAGGGGCGAGUGGAGGAACUUUGGGUCGCCGGAGGUGAAAAGAAUUGGCAAGAAUUGCAUCUAUGCUGUGCCAGAAAUUGAUGGCACGACGGGAUUCUUCAUUGCGGUGCUAGAGCGGAAGGAGGCGCGCUAGAUA